AAACAGUGAGGGAGAAAUUGGCAGACAGCAUUCCUCUGCGAGGUACAGCUAGCUAGACCAGAACUCCGUUCUCUCCAGAGUCUUCAUUGCGUGGGUUUCCGAAGCAGCCAUGGCCGCCGAGCUCGCCAGCGAAGUGAUGGGCUUCUACAGUGACAACAAGAAUGACCUGUUCUUUGAGGUUGAUGGCCUCCAGCAGACUGAGUGCGCCUUUCAAGACCUGGACCUCAGCUCAGAUGGGGGCAUCCAGCUGAAAAUCUCCCACCAGCUCUACAACCGAAGCCUCAGGCAGGUCGCGUCGGUCAUUGUCGCUGUGGAGAAGCUGAGGAAAGUGCCCAUUGUCUGCUCCCAGGACUUCCAGGACGAGGACCUGAGGAGCCUCUUUUUUUGCCUCUUUAAAGAAGAAUCCAUCAACUGCGUGUGGGAUGACAGUUUCGAGUGUGACGCAGCCCUGCAGACGCUGAGUUGCACACUCCGGGACAGAAACCAAAAAUCCCUGGUGCUGUCUGAACCACAUGAGCUGCAGGCUCUUCACCUCAACGGUCCGAAUAUCAGCCGACAAGUGGUGUUCUCCAUGAGCUUUGUGCCAGGCCCUGAAAGUAUCGACAAGAUGCCCGUGGCCUUGGGCAUCAAGGAGAAGAACCUGUUCUUGUCUUGUGUGAUGAAGGACAAGAAGCCCACCCUGCAGCUGGAGACACUGGACCUCAACAGUCAGCCAAAGAAGAAGAUAGACAAGCGAUUUGUCUUCAACAAGACAGGAGCCCUGGACAAGGUAGAAUUUGAGUCUGCCCUGUACCCCAACUGGUACAUCAGCACCUCGCAAGCAGAACAGAUGCCCGUCUUCCUGGGAAGCAGCAGAGGUGGCCGGGAUAUCACUGACUUCACCUUGGAAAUCCUGGGUCACUGAGAGGAAUGUGCUCACAGGUGCCCUCAGAGCUCUCAGAUGCUGCAGGACGGGACAGAGGGUUUGAACGAGGCUGCGAGCUGUGCUUCACUUCGCCCCACAUUCGUGCUGGGGAAACCGCCCGCCAGGAGAAGCGGCCCCUCCUCCUAGGGCCAGUCCUCAGACCGCUGGGCUGAGCCGGUUCGCUCUCCUCUCUGCUCACACAGCCAUCCGGGCAGAAGCCGCAUACUCCGUUCAAACCCUCUGUCCUUUGCACACAGCUUCCAAUGUGCAACUAUGUAAACUAUCUUUUUAUUUAUUUAUUGUUGGUUUAUGUAUUUAAUGUAGAGCAAGGUGGGCAAGAAGGAGCCAGGUCUUCAGCGUCUAAGGAACCAACUUCUUUUGAAUGAGAAUGUUGUCUUUACAUCAAGUCCCUUCACCAGACUGAAUAAGCUCAGAUUAUUUUAAUAGGAAUGUUUAUGAAUAAGGAAGUAAGACCA
Messenger RNA from Molossus molossus (Pallas's mastiff bat), 1380 nucleotides. RefSeq names its product interleukin 1 beta (gene IL1B). The transcript is spliced from 7 exons. Gene Ontology annotation, biological process: cellular response to lipopolysaccharide; inflammatory response; positive regulation of gene expression. The record is from RefSeq and is a predicted model, not a curated record. NCBI's taxonomy places the organism in Eukaryota, Metazoa, Chordata, Mammalia, Chiroptera, Molossidae. Bases 110 to 904 code for a protein of 264 amino acids. Gene Ontology annotation, molecular function: interleukin-1 receptor binding; cytokine activity.